AUGAAGCCCCGUCGUGGAGAGCGGAUCUCGCUGACUCCAGCCCAGCUCUUUCACCCUCUGCCCCAAUAUCAUGUUAUCGUUUGCACGAGUUGUCGUUUUGCAGUCUUGCCCGGCGCCAUUCCCCGGCACCUAAAGGAAAUCCAUGGCAUCCGCAGGGCAGCGCGCCGGCCGUUCUUGGACUUUGCUGCAAAAUUCGAUCUCAGGGACAACCCUGAGAGUGUGAUCUUUCCAGAGGCAGCAGAAUUUCCAAUUCCCGCUUUGCCAAUCCUGGAUGGCCUACAGUGUGGCUCUCCCAACUGCCUUUAUCUCUGCGUUGCCGAGAAAAGGAUGCAAAGCCAUUGGCGUUCUGCGCAUGGGUGUCCUGGAGUUCCUGCAAUAGAUUGGAAGAAUGCCCCCCUCCAGACUUUCUUCAGGGGUAAUCUGCUGCGGUAUUUCACAAAGCCGUCAACUGACUCAGCACUUCCACCCGAAAAUGGAAAUCAGCGUCAAACACCAGCCCGCGCAGAUUUGCGGGUAACGUGCCUCGAUCCAGAUAUGCAACUACGAGAGCUUACUCUCCCGUUUUCUGAUACAGCGCUUGGCUGCCAUACGGGCUGCACGGCAGGUUUAGUUCUACCGCCAUUUGAAGAAUCACUCCUCCAGCACUAUAGGAAUUUCACCAGCAGGACAAUAGCGACAGAUAUCGAAACAGAAGCUAUGUGGGGAGACGCUCUCAUUCACAUGGCAUAUCACCAUGACUUCUUGAUGAACGCCCUGCUGGCCCUGGCAGCACUUCACCUCGCUCAGGGCGAUGAGAUGGACCCCCCUGUCGAUCGGAGAAAUUACUUGUUGGCAGCAAGCAAGUUCCAGGAUAUCGCUAUGGCACCCUUCCGUGUUGCAGUGGCCGACGCGAACAAGGCAAACUGCCACGCCAUCCUCGCAUUCACCCACCUGCUCGUUCUGUAUUGCUUCGCUACAGAACGUCGUGAUGAGAAUUUAUUGUUGGUUGUAGAGCAGAGGGACGACAUCACACCAUUGUGGCUACAUUUUCUUCGCACUGGCUGUGCAAUGCUUUGUUCAGUGUGGGAAGUGCUGGAAAUCGGCCCAGUUGGAGCAUUGGCAGCUGCUUGGGAAAAGCAGUUUGAUCUCCCGGUCGCAAUCGACGCACUCAUUUCGAAGAAUCUGGAGGAUCUCCUGGAAUUGGUGCCUCCUCCAUGGUCUGCAGAUGCUUGGUCGGACGAUGAGUGCAUAGAAUAUCACGAUGGGUCAGCCUUGGACCGCAUGGGAUGUCUUACGCAUAUGGCCAAUCAGGUUGCGCAGCCAAUUCAUGGCCAUGCUUGCCGCUUCUCAUCCUGGGGCAUUGAUUCUUCUUGCACAUUACUCGGUGUUGCUUAA
Molecule: messenger RNA, 1374 nt
Organism: Exophiala aquamarina CBS 119918
Lineage: Eukaryota; Fungi; Ascomycota; Eurotiomycetes; Chaetothyriales; Herpotrichiellaceae
Exons: 2
Coding region: 1-1374 (457 amino acids)
Biological process (GO): regulation of transcription by RNA polymerase II
Molecular function (GO): DNA-binding transcription factor activity, RNA polymerase II-specific
Source: RefSeq, a predicted model, not a curated record